Messenger RNA from Salmo salar (Atlantic salmon), 1549 nucleotides. Lineage: Eukaryota; Metazoa; Chordata; Actinopteri; Salmoniformes; Salmonidae. The record is from RefSeq and is a predicted model, not a curated record.
AUGUGUGGGCUAGAUAACAGGUCAAGCCUGAAGGCAGCAGGGAAGAAGAAGGCCUGGCUAGAUAACAGGUCAAGCCUGAAGGCAGCAGGGAAGACUGUCAUUGUACAGGCCAGACCCAAUGCGCUGGAGUUGCAGAAAGUGACUGAUGGAGAGGAGGGGGAGAGAGAUGGAGGGAUGGACUCUACCUCUGCAGGGGAGGAGGACUUCAAGACUUCAGACGAGGGCUUCAUGGGCAUGACACCUCUACUACAGGCCCACCACGCCAUGGAGAAGAUGGAGGAGUUUGUUCACAAGGUGUGGGAAGGCCGGUGGCGGGUCAUUCCUCAUGACGUGCUGCCUGAGUGGCUGAAGGACAACGAGUAUCUCCGCCACGGACACCGGCCGCCCAUGCCCUCCUUCAGGGCCUGCUUCAAGAGCAUCUUCAGGAUCCACACUGAGACUGGCAACAUCUGGACUCACCUGCUGGGCUGUCUGUUCUUCCUGUGCCUGGGCAUCAUGUAUAUGUUUCGCUCCAACAUGUACUUUGCUGCCCCGUUCCAGGAGAAGAUAGUGAUCGGUAUCUUCUUCAUCGGGGCCAUCCUGUGUCUGUCCUUCUCCUGGCUCUUCCACACCGUCUACUGCCACUCUGAGGGCGUCUCGCGCGUCUUCUCCAAACUGGACUACUCUGGCAUAGCCUUCCUGAUCAUGGGCUCCUUUGUUCCGUGGCUCUACUACUCGUUCUACUGCUCUCCCAACCCCAGGUUAAUCUACCUGGUAGUAGUCUGUAUACUAGGAGUGUCUGCCAUCAUCGUCUCACAGUGUGACUUCUUCGCUAAACCCCAGUACCGUGGGGUCAGAGCAGGAGUGUUUGUAGGUCUGGGUCUGAGUGGUGUGGUCCCCACCCUGCACUUUGUCAUCACUGAAGGCUUGCUGAGAGCCACUACUAUGGGUCAGAUGGGCUGGCUGCUCCUCAUGGCUACUCUCUACAUCUCUGGAGCCUGUAUCUACGCAGCACGCAUCCCAGAGAGAUUCUUCCCAGGGAAAUGUGACAUCUGGUUCCACUCUCAUCAGCUGUUCCACGUCCUGGUGGUGGCGGGAGCGUUCGUCCAUUUCCACGGCGUGUCCAACCUGCAGGCCUUCCGCUACGCUGCCGGGGCGGGCUGUGAAGAGGACAAUGCCCUGUGAAGAUCCUGGCCGUCACGGCAACGCACCACCAGGGGAGACGCACAUAUACAUACAUACACACACACACACACACACACACACACACACACACACACACACACACACACACUGACUCCCCAGUAGCGACCCGUCUCUCUGUCUACAGGAGACCCCUUAGAGGACACAUGAAAAAACACACCUACGUCUCAGAUGUUUUUCUUCUCCUCUCUCCAUCUUGUUUUCAAUAACUGCGUCUAGGGGUUCUGGACAUUUGAGAUUGGUCCCCCCCCAUAUUGAGUAAUCUGUUGAAGUGGUUGUUAUGAUUAUCAUCGUUCUAAACGCUGUGCUCACGGUGCAAAGCAACAAAAAAAUACAAUGUGGGGGUUUCUUAAUGCUAUAGUGGUGG